UGGUAUAAUGCGUACACGUGGUUUUGUUGCAGGUGAAUGGUGCCGCCUGUGCAGGAACAACGGCGAGACCUUUGAGGUGCUCUCUAGCCACACCCUCCACGCGGACGUGGUUGGCACAAGGCUGACGACUUGCCCCGUCCUUCAGCAGCUCAUGUGCGACAUCUGUGGUGCGACGGGAGUUCUGGCACAAACGAGGAGCCAUUGCCCCGAGGGUCGGGCAGCCUCCGUCAUGCUGCAGUUAAAGAAGACCGAACGGAGGAGCGGCCGGAUUGUGUGA
Frankliniella occidentalis (western flower thrips) is the source of this 277-nucleotide messenger RNA. RefSeq names its product nanos homolog 2-like. The transcript has 3 exons. The record is from RefSeq and is a predicted model, not a curated record. The coding region runs from base 8 to 277 and encodes 89 amino acids. Gene Ontology annotation, molecular function: zinc ion binding; mRNA binding. Gene Ontology annotation, biological process: negative regulation of translation; oogenesis. Lineage: Eukaryota; Metazoa; Arthropoda; Insecta; Thysanoptera; Thripidae. Gene Ontology annotation, cellular component: perinuclear region of cytoplasm.